UAGAUAGUUUGAAGAAUUGGUAUAAAAAACGGUUUUAGUUGAAUUUUUAUCAUUUUAUUAUCAACUUAUCGCGUCUUCAACAAGUUUAAAAAAUUUGAUUAACUUUCGUGUUUAAGUAACAUUUUAAUUAACCUCAUCAUGAAUUUCAAUAUCUUCCAAAUCAUCGUUGUUCUCGUUUCUUUAAUCGGAAUUGCUUCAGUGAUUGGUGCUCCUGUUUCUCAAGCUCCUAAUGCUAAUGAUGGAUCACCAACAGGCGAGGUUUCAAACCAAGGCGAUCCGUACGGACAGAGAGGUCUAUUCAAUUACAAAGGUCAACCGGGUCCCUCGCCCGGUUAUGUUCCGUUCAGUUCUGGAGGUCAACCGGGUCCCCCGCCCGGUUAUGUUUCGUUAAGUUCUGGAGGUCAACCGGGUCCCCCACCCGGUUAUGUUCCGUUCAGUUCUGGAGGUCAACCGGGUCCCCCGCCCGGUUAUGUUCCGUUCGUUUAUUGAGGUCCAUUCCUUGGAUCUGCUUGGUUUUGGAGGGAGAUUUGACCGGAGUUGAUCGCGGUAAAGGUCAAGGAAGUUCACUUGGUCAGGGAGUUAAACAAAACAUACAGCCUAAAAUCUAGGAUAUUAAUUUUAGUUUAUUUCAUGUAAACUCAAAAUCUCGAUGAAUGA
Molecule: messenger RNA, 657 nt
Organism: Panonychus citri (citrus red mite)
Lineage: Eukaryota; Metazoa; Arthropoda; Arachnida; Trombidiformes; Tetranychidae
Product: cuticle collagen 7-like
Exons: 2
Coding region: 139-489 (116 amino acids)
Source: RefSeq, a predicted model, not a curated record